Messenger RNA from Cyanistes caeruleus (blue tit), 406 nucleotides. The record is from RefSeq and is a predicted model, not a curated record. Lineage: Eukaryota; Metazoa; Chordata; Aves; Passeriformes; Paridae.
ACGCCGUGGCUGUGGCAGGUACGUGGAUUACCCCAUCUACGACGUGCUGCAGAUGGUCGGCCACGCCAACCGCCCGCUGCAGGACGACGAGGGCCGCUGCGUCAUCAUGUGCCAGGGCUCCAAGAAGGAUUUCUUCAAGAAGUUCCUGUACGAGCCGCUGCCGGUGGAGUCGCACCUGGACCACUGCAUGCACGACCACUUCAACGCCGAGAUCGUCACCAAGACCAUCGAGAACAAGCAGGACGCCGUGGAUUACCUGACCUGGACCUUCCUGUACCGCAGGAUGACCCAGAACCCCAACUACUACAACCUGCAAGGUGGGAAUGGGAGCUGCGGGGGGAUCUGGGGUGGUUAUGGUGGUGGCAGUCCUGUCCUGUCCCAUCCUGUCCCUGUUCUCAUGGAUCCA